Molecule: messenger RNA, 1371 nt
Organism: Kogia breviceps (pygmy sperm whale)
Lineage: Eukaryota; Metazoa; Chordata; Mammalia; Artiodactyla; Physeteridae
Gene: GPR84
Product: G protein-coupled receptor 84
Biological process (GO): neuropeptide signaling pathway
Cellular component (GO): plasma membrane
Molecular function (GO): urotensin II receptor activity
Source: RefSeq, a predicted model, not a curated record
UUCAGCCUCCAUCAUGUGGAACACCUCUGAUGCCAACUUCUCCUGCUACCAUGAGUCUGUGCUGGGCUAUCGUUACGUGGCAGUUAGCUGGGGCGUGGUGGUGGCCGUGACGGGCACCGUGGGCAACGUGCUCACCCUGCUGGCCUUGGCCAUCCAGCCCAAGCUCCGUACCCGCUUCAACCUGCUCAUCGCCAACCUCACAGUGGCCGAUCUGCUCUAUUGCACCCUUCUCCAGCCCUUCUCUGUGGACACCUACCUCCACCUGCACUGGCGCACUGGUGCCACCUUCUGCAGGGUCUUUGGGCUCCUCCUUUUUGCGUCCAACUCUGUCUCCAUCCUCACCCUCUGCCUCAUCGCCCUGGGACGCUACCUCCUCAUUGCCCACCCGAAGCUCUUUCCCCAUAUUUUCAGUGCCAAGGGCAUCGUGCUAGCACUGGUGAGCACCUGGGUGGUGGGUGUGGCCAGCUUUGCUCCCCUCUGGCCAAUCUAUGUCUUGGUGCCCGUAGUCUGCACCUGCAGCUUUGAUCGCAUUCGAGGCCGGCCCUAUACCACCAUCCUCAUGGGCAUCUACUUUGUGGUUGGGCUCAGCAGUGUCGGCGUCUUCUAUUGCCUCAUCCACCGCCAGGUGAAGCGAGCAGCACGGGCGCUGGAUCAGUACAAGCUGCGCCAGGCGAGCAUCCACUCCAAUCACGUGGCUGGGACAGAUGAGGCCAUGCCUGGUCGUUUCCAGGAGCUGGACGGUAGGCUGGCAUCAGGAGGGCACAGCGAGGGGAUUUCAUCUGAGCCAGUCAGUGCUGCCACCACCCAGACCCUGGAAGGGGACUCAUCAUCAGUGGGCGACCAGAGCAACAGCAAGGCAGCUAAGCAAAUGGCAGAGAAAAACCCUCCCGGAGAGCCUGCCAAAGCCAGGACAACUAAAAGAGACCAGAGAGCUCAGGACUCUCCGUCAGAGUUUGGGAAGGUGACUCGGAUGUGUUUUGCUGUGUUCCUCUGCUUCUCCCUGAGCUACAUCCCUUUCCUGCUGCUCAACAUCCUGGAUGCCAAGGUCCGGGCUCCCCGGGUUGUCCACAUGCUUGCUGCCAACCUCACCUGGCUCAAUGGUUGUAUCAACCCUGUGCUCUAUGCAGCCAUGAACCGCCAAUUCCGCCAAGCCUAUGGCUCCCUCCUAAAACGAAGGCCCCAGAGUUUUCAUAGGUUCCAUUAGAACUAUGUCCCCAGUCACCAGAAUCUGGAAGUGUCUCCUCCAGAACUAAGGUGGCCAGUUGGUAUGAGAGUAGAUGAAAGACCUUUGAGAAUUUCCACAGACAACCUCUCCCCAAGCCCCAAACCAGGCCUCUCCAUCCCUCGCUCAACAUUUCAGCCCUAGGCUGC